Molecule: messenger RNA, 2120 nt
Organism: Scomber japonicus (chub mackerel)
Lineage: Eukaryota; Metazoa; Chordata; Actinopteri; Scombriformes; Scombridae
Gene: napab
Product: N-ethylmaleimide-sensitive factor attachment protein, alpha b
Exons: 11
Coding region: 92-979 (295 amino acids)
Biological process (GO): regulation of synaptic vesicle priming; synaptic transmission, glutamatergic; intracellular protein transport
Cellular component (GO): synaptobrevin 2-SNAP-25-syntaxin-1a complex; terminal bouton; vacuolar membrane
Molecular function (GO): soluble NSF attachment protein activity; syntaxin binding
Source: RefSeq, a predicted model, not a curated record
GCAAACCCGCUGCUAGCGCUGGUUAGCAAGUUUGUUGACUUUCGCAUUUUCCUCAUUGUUCCUUUAUAAAAAAAUCACCAAAAAUAAAAAAAUGGAUAACAGCGGGAAGGAAAAGGAAGCGACGGCUUUAAUGGCAGAAGCUGAGAAGAAAGUAAAAUCAUCGCAGUCGUUUUUCGGUGCGAUGUUUGGGGGUUCCUCCAAGUUGGAAGAGGCGUGUGACAUGUUGGUGAGGGCUGCCAACAUGUACAAGAUGGCCAAAAACUGGUGUGCUGCAGGAAAUGCAUUCUCCCAGGCUGCUCGCCUCCACCUGCAGAUGCAGAGCAAACACGACGCAGCGACUAACUUCAUAGAUGCUGGAAAUGCCUUCAAGAAAGCAGAUCCACAAGAGGCCAUAAACUGCCUAAAUCGAGCUAUUGAGAUCUACACAGACAUGGGACGCUUCACCAUCGCAGCCAAACAUCAUAUCACCAUUGCUGAAAUAUAUGAGACAGAGCUGGUGGACAUUGAUAAGGCGAUUGCUCAUUACGAACAGGCAGCAGACUACUACAAAGGUGAAGAAUCAACCAGUUCAGCAAACAAAUGCCUUCUGAAGGUUGCGACCUAUGCGGCUCAGCUGGAGCAGUACCCAAAAGCUAUAGAGAUCUAUGAACAGGUGGGAACCCAUGCGAUGGACAGCACGCUGCUGAAAUACAGUGCCAAGGAUCACUUCUUCAAAGCAGCACUUUGUCACUUCUGUGUGGACAUGCUGAACGCAAAACUCGCUGUGCAGAAGUACGAAGAAAUGUUCCCGGCCUUUUCAGAUUCACGAGAAUGCAAGCUGUUGAAGAAACUUCUAGAUGCCUAUGAAGAACAGAAUGUGGACGCCUAUACUGAUUCGGUGAAGGAAUUUGACACCAUCUCACGAUUGGACCAGUGGCUCACCACCAUGCUUCUCCGCAUCAAGAAAAGCAUACAGGACGACGAGAGUGACCUCCGCUGAUUUUCCCCUCGCUGCUCCCUUUGACGACCGACUUGCAUCCCUUUCUCUUCUCCAUUUUUUUGCCUUGAGCCUCUCACUUCCAUUCAAACCUUAAAUGUUUUGAAUCGUUAGAUUCCUUCACAAAUACUGUUUCUUUCCUACCAUCUGCAGUAUUUCCUCUCUUGCCUUUUUAAAUCUGCUCUUUUGACAACUUUAGUGCUCCAAAAAAACAUGAACACUAUUUUGUGCACACUGCACAACAGUAUGUUAGAUGUAUAUUGUUACGAUACAGGCAUUGGCCCAAUAUUGGUUAAAAUAUUCAUAACUGGGCCUCAAUACCAAAUACUCAUACCUGCACAGCACAGGGCAAUGAUACUUUUAAUUUUUCUUGUUAUAAAAUGGGAGAGAGAACGCUAAUUUACUAACACUUUGAUCUACAAAAUAUAUUUUACAAAUUGUGCUUUAGAGUAAACUUAAUAGACCAAAAUGCCAUAAUUGGCUAAAGCGCUCAUUUGUUUGGUUUUUUGGUACUUUUUGAGGGCUCGGUAUACUGUUGGUCACAUCAGGGCACCUCUAUUAAACAGCACUUCAUCUCAGCUGAAGAGCUCCUCUACACAAGCACAGAGACCAAGAGUUUUAUCCCCCUGCCUUAUCUGCUGCAAAGUUCUCAGGACGUGAACAGCUUGAUUUGAUUAAAGUAAUAAGAACAAAUCAUGUUUUUUAGAAGCGUUCUCAACAAAUUUGCUUAUGUUUUUUUUUUUUUUUUCUUGUCACUUUCAUUUAAAGUGCUUUUAUUCCACAAAAUAAGGAUGUGAAAUAAACAUCAGCUUUGUGAACAUUUGCAUGGUUCUGGUAUGGAUGAGAAAACUACAGCAGCCUCUGUAUAGGAGUUAUUUCAAGUGUUUUUCUUUCUUUUUUUUUUGUGAUUGUAUUAUAUGUUUCUUUUUCUGUCAUAACUAACCAGGCUGGAGAGAAUAAAGUUGCAUUUUCUUUAAAAAGGCCUGCAUAAAGAUGCAAUACAUUAAAGGAAAAAAGGAGCUUCACUGAUCUGAACACUGUGCUCACCCACCUGAUGAUUUUUGUCAAAAGACAAAUGGUCUUAAAUAAUUUGUACAUCCGUGAUGUUUCCUGUCAAAUGUUUGAAUAAACCUGUCUUACAGCA